Messenger RNA from Corticium candelabrum, 1436 nucleotides. Its product is annotated as E3 ubiquitin-protein ligase RNF31-like. Gene Ontology annotation, cellular component: cytoplasm; LUBAC complex. The transcript has 7 exons. Bases 60 to 1211 code for a protein of 383 amino acids. Lineage: Eukaryota; Metazoa; Porifera; Homoscleromorpha; Homosclerophorida; Plakinidae. The record is from RefSeq and is a predicted model, not a curated record. Gene Ontology annotation, molecular function: K48-linked polyubiquitin modification-dependent protein binding; ATP binding; ubiquitin protein ligase activity. Gene Ontology annotation, biological process: protein linear polyubiquitination; protein phosphorylation; signal transduction.
AACUGCCUUGUGUGUUGCUUUCAAAUUUUUGUACUAAAGUUGUUGUUUACUGAAGUACGAUGAACUACCAGUUAACCACCACAUUUCGGCGAGACGAACUAAUCUACAAUAAUGACGUCGACAUGAUUGGAUCAGGAGGGUUUGGCAUCGUCUAUCGAUGUCAACUACGAAAUUCGCAGUCAAAUUCAAGUGAAAUCGUGGCGCUGAAGGUUCUCGCUACUCCGUACAAACUUAGACAGAAGGAAUUGGGAGCAUUUAUGCAGGAAGCGAGUAUAUUAAAGUCUCUUGUGGACUGUCCUCACAUCGUUCGGUUCUUGGGGUUAUGCAUUGACCCUGGCCACUAUGCAAUUGUCAUGGAAUAUGUCGAAUAUGGUAAUUUGCAAGACAUGUUGCUUUCAGGAGUAGACGAGCAUCCGGUGAUCAAACAGUGGAAUUGUCGUAUUCGAAUGGCAGCAGACAUUGCUAAAGGAAUGAACUACUUACACAGUCGAGUGAAACCAAUUAUUCAUGGAGAUUUGAAGACUGCAAAUGUAUUGGUGGAUCACAACUACUGUUGUAAAAUUAUUGAUUUUGGGUUGGCAAAAGUGCGAGAAAUUUCAGAGCAAACACCAAGAGACCAACCUCGUGCUGGUACAGUGUCAUUUACUGCACCUGAAGUAUUUGAGGCAAAAGUGGAGAAGGGGAAGGAAAAGAAAGUUGACGUUUACUCAUAUGCAAUUGUUCUGUGGCAGCUGAAGGAACUGAAAUGUGUUAAUGCUGGUGUAAAUCAUGCCGUCAUUCGAGCUAAUGUGGUGGUUGGUGUCAGGCCUCCACUAAGUAAUGAUGAUGAAUGCCUAGAAGAAUAUAGAGAUCUCAUUGUUCGUUGCUGGAAUGCAGAGCCGGAUGUCAGGCUACACUUCAAAGAAAUUGUGACAAUGUGUGUGGGAAUGAUCAAACAGUAUGAAAGCUUACAUGAAGUAGAGCAGCGAAAAGAAGUGUGUGAAGUUUACCGUAACAUCAUAGAAACAUACCUUGAAGGCCCUAAUGGCUAUGAUGCUUCUUGUGACAAGCUGCUAAACGUAAAGAUCGGCCUUUCUGCAAUAGAAACUGCACAUGGAUCAGGAUCAGAUGACCUCGAGCAUGAUUUAAACAUCUCUGCUGCCAAAUUGUUAGAACAGGCAACUGAUAGUCUAAAAGACCGUCUGUGUUCUGGUACAUAUCCUGCAAACUAAUCAUUGAAUUUACCUCAAAGCUAAUGCGCCGAGUAGAUGACAGUAGAAAACAUACCUGGACAGCAUGGAAGCAAUAUGUAGCCUGUAAACAAAAUGGCAUGGAAAGAGAACAGAGAGAGAUGGAAGAAGAAAGACAAAAGGAAGAGAGGAGGAGGCAACUAGAAGUAGCAAGACAAGUCCUUGAAGCAAUCAGGCGACGAGAUAAGCAAUUUUUUGGCUUUCUAC